Messenger RNA from Cutaneotrichosporon oleaginosum, 2040 nucleotides. RefSeq lists its product as uncharacterized. The record is from RefSeq and is a predicted model, not a curated record. Gene Ontology annotation, biological process: glutathione catabolic process. Lineage: Eukaryota; Fungi; Basidiomycota; Tremellomycetes; Trichosporonales; Trichosporonaceae. Gene Ontology annotation, molecular function: glutathione gamma-glutamate hydrolase. Gene Ontology annotation, cellular component: plasma membrane.
CGUCGAGCUGGCUAAGACACCGGGUACGCAUGUAAUAUAAGCCUAGCGCUGGGCAACAUCUUUCCGUCUGUCCCCUUCUCUCGCUCUUACCUAGCAGGAUGAUGGGCGCUUUCGCACAACUUGCCCUCGCGCUUCUCGCGGGGACCGCACUGGCCACACCCGUUGGCACCCAGCGUCCAGGCCAUCACAAACGUUGGGGGACUUGCUGGGGAUCCAAUCCCCAGGGAUGUCCGUUUGGCGAUGUUGGAAGCCAUGGCGCUGUCGUGACGGAAGUCGGGACUUGCUCAGCCAUCGGCGUGGAGAUCAUGAAACAAGGCGGCAACGCUGCAGAUGCAAUCAUCGCAUCCGCGUUAUGCGUUGGAGUCAUCGGCGGUUUCCACUCAGGUCUCGGAGGUGGAGGCUUCAUGGUAAUCCGCUACAAUAAGGAUGAUGGCACCCAUGGCUAUGAGCAAAUCGACUUUCGUGAGACCAUGCCCGCGGCCGGCAACGAGACGAUGUACACCCAGUAUGGUACGAACCAGACCAAGUCGACAGUUGGUGGGCUUGCAGUAGGGGUUCCCGGUGAACUUCGUGCUUGGAAACUUCUCCACGAUAGACAUGGCUCACUUCCAUGGGUGAAGCUCUUUGAGCCAACUAUCAGCGUUGCGCGCAAUGGUUACCCGGUCAACUAUGAUCUCGCUGGGUUCCUGGCAGGCCGUGACUGGAUCCUCGACAACGAGCAUUGGUCCAAGGUCUUCGCGCCCCAAGGCACGCUCCUCAAGGAGGGCGACACAGUGUAUUGGCAUUCGAUUGCCAACACGCUCGAAAGAAUCGCUCACGAUGGCCCCGACAUCUUCUAUCAAAACUCCGACAUCGCUGACAACAUCAUCUCGGCAAUCCAAUCGACAGGGGGAAUUAUGACCCACGAGGAUCUUGCUAGCUACCAGCCUAUUGUCCGCGAAGCUGCGAGCAUCUCGUACCGUGGCAAACGAAUCUAUUCAACCACAGCUCCAAGCUCGGGGGCAAUCGUCCUGUCGACAUUGAAGAUAUUUGAGGGACUGCAGCACGCUGAGCAAUCUCACCAAGCAAUCCAGGCACUUGUUGAGGCCAACAAAUUCGGCUACGGCCAGCGCGCGACGCUUGGGGACCCCGCAUUCACCACUAACGUUUCCUCUCUGGAGGCCUCCUACCUCACAGAGACAGUUGCUGGCGCUGCCCGGGCACUGAUCUCGGGGAACUCGACACAUCCUGGAACGUAUUACAAUCCCUCUAACUAUGCUCCUGCGUCGAGGGAGGGUGGGACGAGCCACCUUGCAGCUGUUGAUAGCGGCGGGAUGGCAAUUAGCCUGACCACCACGAUCAAUCUUAUCUGGGGGUCGCGAGUUAUGACCGCGGACGGCAUUAUUCUGAACAAUGAGAUGGACGACUUCAGUUCCCCAGGCUCUGUCAACGCUUUCGGUUUCGCUGCGAAUCCGAUCAACUUUAUCCAGCCCGGUAAGCGCCCACAGUCAAGCAUCGCUUCCAGCCUUGUCGAAGACGAAAACGGGCGGCUGGUCAUGGCGACCGGAUCAGCAGGCGGUUCGCGAAUCAUCACCGCCACGUUGCAAGAGUUGUACAACCAUAUCGACCUCGGCCUGAAUGCUUCCGAGUGCACGAGCCACGCGCGGUGGCAUGAUCAGCUUUCAGGCAUCACGUACUUCGACUGGCCCGACCCGGACAGACCCAUCCCUCUAGCCGGGUACAGCAACGAAACGGUCGACUUCUUCAAAGACCUCGGCUACAAUGUGUCAUAUCAAAGCCCCUAUUCCACCUCGACCUCGCAUGUCAUCGCUCGUCUUCCCAGCGGGGAGUGGCUGGCUGCUACUGAUCCUCGCAAGCCUGCUGGACGCGGCCAAGCCUAUUAGAUAACGCAGCCUUCUCGAAGAACAGUCUUUGGCUUGUGAAGUCCAUAGUUGAGUCCAUAGUUCAAAGGCUAUUCCCGUCCAUUGGAUUUCCAAAUAGUACCAGCCUGCUUUGCUACUGAAUGGUCAUAAUGGCCCGAAUGUGCCAAAUGAAAGACGC